AUGGGUUGUCUUGGGCGAACAUUAAAAUGUGGUUUUGGAGCGUAUCCAUGCUUUCUGUGUUGUGUAAAAAAUUCUCGAGAAUCGACCACAACACGGCUUGCGUACACACUUAUUCUUGUGUUUAUAACAUUUAUGUCAAUUGCAUCACAUGAGGGUGGAGUUUUAAGUUCGCUGUAUCUCAGACAUAGAGACAAUUUUGAGCAGUUUUGCUCUCAGAUUGGAGCUGGUGAAGGAUGUUACAGAAUUAUAGGAUAUAUUGGUGUUUAUCGUAUAUGUCUUUCUCUCUUCACUUUUCAUAUCCUAAUGACAUUUUUCACCAUCGCAGUCUCUUCCAGUCAGACUUUUCGGGGAAAAAUUCAUAAUGGGUACUGGUUGUGGAAAGUGUUCUUUAUUGUCAGUUUGUGGUUUACUGCUUACUUUUUCCCAUACCUAGAAACCCUCACUAGAGUGUGGAUGAUUGUGGGAAUCGUUGGUGGGAUUUUAUUUGUCUAUGUACAACACAUAACGCUUAUCGAUUUUGCUUAUGAAAUAAAUGGAAACUGGCAUAAUAAAUCGAAAACUUCAGUUUUUUAUACAUUAGCUAUAUAUAUUGUCACCUUGUCACUGUAUGCUGUGGCUAUUUGUGCUUAUACUGCCUUUGUACUCUUUUAUGGUUUACCUCGUCAAUGUACAUUAAAUCUAACUGUCACGGGUAUUAACGGAGGUCUUACAUUAUUAUUUGCUAUAUGUUCUGCAUUUUCCACCAUAUUAAGAAAAGGUCAAAUGUGGUUACCAGGUGCAAUCACUUCUGCAUUUGUAGCUUUUCUAACAUGGUCAGCUUUAGGUAGUCAACCGAGAAUUUUAUCAUCGAAUUUUCCGUGGCAAAAACAAACAGUAAAAAAGAUGAACGAUGUACAAGAAGAGCGAAAUCUUACUAUUCACCCGCUAGUUGUUGUUGCUGAUCAGUUGAAUCGUUUAUUAUCUCACCAAUUCACUCAAACCACUAACCAAGUCAAAACAUCACCGGCAUUACCAUCUAAAUUAAAACCAAAUAUUACUGAUCCAAUCGUUUUAGUUAAUGAAUGCCUACCUGGUGGUGUGAAUAAAAUCAGCGAACAUUUAGGCAAAGAUAUUGUUACAUUGUUAGGAAUUACAGUUGUGAUUAGUGGAUUUUUAUAUUCAAGUUUUCGUGCAUCUAUGCAAGCAAGACGUUUAGGUAUUCGAACACGAAGAGAACGUUUGAAAGCUCUCCUGCCACCUAUUCAUGAAAACAGCCAAUUUAAUGAAUCUCCUCUACAAGCUUCCUGUAAUAACAAACCUACUCAGUCUUCCAAUUCAGUUGUAACCGAUAACUUGAAUAAAUCUCCAAUACGUUUCAUGAAUUAUAAGGAUGUGAAGCGACAAGAGCAUGCAUUAAAUCUACUUGCUGACGCUGUGGCUGAUUUACCUAAUCCAAAGGUUUUUCGCAGACCUUCAGCACGUCAACCUCGAUUAAAUUUACAAGCUCUUAAUACAUCAAAUGUAAUAUCUCAGAACAUAGGGAAUAAUGUAGGCAAUUGUCGUGUAAAAAAUAAAAAGGAUAAAUUAUUCGCAUCUCAUAAUAAUGAUGUUGCUGACAACAAUCACAAUGUUACUACCAGUGCUACACCUACUACAACUAAUGGUAAAUCUACUUUACGCUUAGCAUCCUCUGAACCAGAUUUAACAAUUACUAUGAGAAAUUAUUCACGUCAACGUGGCGAUAUACGUGAUUUAGAUUGGUCAAUAAUUAAUAAUGAUGAUAAUAAAAAUAAUAAGUCAUCAAAGCAUAAAACUGAUAAACGAUCUCGUGAACAUUCAUUAACUUCAUUAAAUCAUCGAAUUGGUUAUUUACGGCAUAAAAAACUGAAACGAUCUAAAAGUCAAUUGAAAUCAACAAAUCUUUCAAAUGACAAUAAAAUUAAUGAUAUACACGGUAAUAAUAGUUUGUUAACUUUUGAUGAUAGUGAAGAUAAUGACAAUUCAAUGUUGAAAGAAACAAAACCUUCUAAACUUCAAUUUCGAAAAAAAAUCAAAAAAACUUGGCGUGGAACAUGUCGUUUAAAUUCACAUGAAAAACGAAUCGUCAAUGAUUUAUAUUUAUUUAGCGCUGAUAGUCUCCCUGAAAAAGUGGGUCCGAACGUUUACUUAUCUGUUAGUCCAACAACAAAUAAUCCCAUACCAAUGUUAGCUAAUGUUGCUAGACGAUCACCAUUAGCUAGUAAAUUCCAUCCACAACCAUUGGAUUUAUCAUUUAGUCAACAGCAGAAACAACAACAUCCAUCUCAUGAUGACAUUGAAUCUUCUGCGUUGACAUCACCUAAUCAUUUAAGAUAUCGUCAAGCUAGAUGGGCUAGUGAAAUAGCAUUGAAUAAACGUACUAGUGGAUUAUUUAAUAUAGAACCUGGACUAGUCAAUUCAUUAAGUUUCCUUGGAACUAUGCUAAAUACUGCUGCACCACGUGAUGGUUAUACGAUGUAUAAUGAAGCGAUUGCAUCAGUUUACUCUUAUCCUUGGUUUCAUUUCAUUUAUGCAUUGGCCACUUUAUAUCUAAUGACUCAAUUGACUAAUUGGUACAAUCCACAAAUUUCACGUGUCGAUACUCUAUCAGAAUCAUGGGCAAAUAUGUGGAUGAAACUGGCAUCUAGUUGGUUAGCUUUAAUAUUGUAUGCAUGGACUAUAGCUUGUCCACGACUGUGUAUUGGUCGAAAACUUGGUGCAGUUCCAUUUACACCGCGUACACCACGUGCUAAAAUCUCACAAACUAUGCCAAUUGUUUAG
Molecule: messenger RNA, 2778 nt
Organism: Schistosoma rodhaini
Lineage: Eukaryota; Metazoa; Platyhelminthes; Trematoda; Strigeidida; Schistosomatidae
Source: the annotation of a GenBank genome assembly